This is a messenger RNA of Ostertagia ostertagi, 330 nucleotides long. NCBI's taxonomy places the organism in Eukaryota, Metazoa, Nematoda, Chromadorea, Rhabditida, Trichostrongylidae. The record is from the annotation of a GenBank genome assembly.
AGGGCCAGUGAGGGUAGCUGUCUGUAACAACUUGCUGUACGCUUUUGGUGGCGGCGAUAGAAAUACGUUCGAAAGCACUGAAAGAUUCGAUCCCGCUACUGAAGCAUGGUCGAGUGACGUAGCUCCCAUGUCCCAUGCCCGGAUUGGACAUGGGCUGGCCACGCUUGACGGUUUCAUUUAUGCGGUGGGCGGACUUAGUGAUGCAGGAGCUCUGAAUAUUGUUGAACGAUAUGAUCCUCGCCGAAAUCAGUGGACCAGUGUAGCAUCUAUGGGUGAAAACGACACGGACAUUCUGUCUCUGUGCUCAACGGCUGUUUAUACGCCGUUGGA